This is a messenger RNA of Opisthocomus hoazin, 711 nucleotides long. The record is from RefSeq and is a predicted model, not a curated record. Lineage: Eukaryota; Metazoa; Chordata; Aves; Opisthocomiformes; Opisthocomidae.
AUGAGCGCAGGUUCGAUUGAGCAAGAGCCGUCGCGCAAGCUGGCCUGCUGCGGGGUGCCCCUCAUCACUGAGGACAUGCAGUCCCUGGCCAUCCGCACCCUCUCGGGCACCGACAUCAGCAAGCACUACGACCUCAUCCGCGAGCUCGGCAAGGGCACCUAUGGCAAAGUGGACCUGGUGUCCCACAAAAGCACAGGCACCAAGAUGGCCCUGAAGUUCGUCAACAAGAGCAAGACGAAGCUGAAGAACUUCCUGCGGGAGUUCAGCAUCACCAACACGCUCUCCUCCAGCCCCUUCAUCAUCAAGGUCUUCGACGUGGUCUUUGAGACUGAGGACUGCUACGUGUUCGCUCAGGAGUAUGCCCCCGGCGGGGACCUCUUUGACAUCAUCCCGCCGCAGGUGGGGCUCCCCGAGGAGCUGGUGAAGCGCUGCGUGCAGCAGCUGGGCCUGGCCCUCGACUACAUGCACAGCAAGAGCCUGGUGCACCGGGACAUCAAACCGGAGAACGUCCUGCUCUUCGACCGCGACUGCCGCCGUGUCAAACUGGCUGACUUCGGCAUGACCCGCAAGGUGGGCUGCCGGUAUCUCAGAGAUGCAGUGAGCUUGCGGUGUGUCCAGGACAGUGAGGCGUACUCCAGUCACUGUGAAGUCUUUGCCAAUAAGCUGAUCAAGCAGUUCGACAUAAGGUCCUACAUCCAGACAUCUUUCUAA